Molecule: messenger RNA, 2201 nt
Organism: Trichomycterus rosablanca
Lineage: Eukaryota; Metazoa; Chordata; Actinopteri; Siluriformes; Trichomycteridae
Gene: ccdc61
Product: coiled-coil domain containing 61
Exons: 14
Coding region: 161-1678 (505 amino acids)
Cellular component (GO): centrosome
Source: RefSeq, a predicted model, not a curated record
CAGUACUUUAACCUCUAGGCUACAACUGCCCUGUAUAAUGAGAUGGAUUACUUGAUGCCCGGUCCCUUGGGUCCGGCCUUGUGGUUUUAAUUACUUAUCUCUGGAAUAUAUAUCAUUUCUCCCUUCAUCCUAGACGGGUCGACAAAAUCGCCGGCUAACCAUGGAGGUCGGCUCAGUCGUGCAGGAGGAAAUGAAAUUCCGUGGAGUUGAAUUUAGCGUCAAGGUAGAAUUGCAGGAUCGGUUACUUACAGUGGAGAUUACGGACCUGGUGACUGCGGACCAGUGGAGAGGAGAGUUCGAUCCGGCCUACAUCGAAGACCUCACUCGCAAAACAGGAAACUUCAAACAGUUCCCCAUCUUCUGCAGCAUGCUGGACUCUGCGGUCAGUAAGUCUAGCGAGUCGGUGACUCUUGACCUGCUGACCUACUCUGAUCUGGAGCUUCUGCGGAACAGGAAGGCGGGCGUGGUGGGAAGACCUCGCACCCAGCAGCAGUCCUCUGGUCUCAGUGCUAAGCGCUACCUCAUCCUCAUCUACACUGUGGAAUUCGAUAGGAUACACUACCCUCUUCCUCUGCCGUACGUUGGUAAGCCGGACCCAGCAGCCCUUCAAAGAGAGAUCAGAGCUCUGAGGGCUCAACUGAAUGCGCUGAGGAUACGAGGAGACCAUCCAGCAUCGGACCAGGAGGCACGCCGACUACGUGCAGAGUUGGCUGUGGUCAGGGAGGAGAAGGAGGCGCUGGCCGAGGCCUUGGAGCGGCUGCAGGCAGUCGGGGGCGACUCCACCCCGGGCGCUCGUGGUCUGAGAGAAGCCGUGCACAGCCUGGAGGAGCAGCUGAUGAAGGAGAGAGCGAAGAGUCAGCGCUCAGCCAGUAAGAGAGGGCAGGAACAGCGCCACCUAGUGGAGCAGUUGGAGGAGCUUAAGGCAUCAGAGCGAGCUCUUCGGGUACGAGUGAAAAGCCUGACCACCGAGUUAGCCACCCUGCGUCGUGGUCGGAUCACCCCGGUUCUGUCGGGUCGUAGCGGGUCCAGGGACGAGGCGGAUUUCCCACGGUCGGCCUCCAGGGAGCGAGUGGCGGUUCGGGCUCGCUCCGGGUCCAGGGAAAGAGCGGAGGACCGGAUCAGAAGAUCAGAGGAACGAGGGAGAAGAUCAGGUUCUUCAGGAGCACGAAAUCACAUUUCGAGACCUUCACCGUCACCAACCGGACCUCGAGGGCCACGAUUUGACCCAACAGCAUACAUUCAGGAGCGACAACGCCGCCAGAGAGAGUCAGAUCUCAAAAACCAGCGGAGGAUCAGAAAGGACAUGCUCGCAUCACCUUCUCUGAACGAGCGGGGCCGUUCACGCUCCAGAGAGCGCGCCUCUCAGCCGAUCAGGCGUGGGAGUGCAGGCCGGGGCAGGAGCACGUCCGUGGAGAGCGGGAGGAGUCGGCGCUCGUCUGACAGCUCCAUGGCCGAGUUUGAAGACCUGGCCAAGCCCCUGAAUAGCAGAGGCAGAAAACCGGCGUAUAACGGUGCAAAUAUGACACGUGGAAGAUACUUGAAUAAAAAGCCACAGUGUAGCACUCCGGCUCAGCGAAUGAGAGAGAACUCUCUGGACACGGGUGCUGACCUGUCAGAGAUCGACGCCCGGCUCCAGGCGCUGCAGGACUACAUGAGAGAUUUAGACACCGGCCGCUAGCGUCAGCUGGUGAACGUUGGCAAUCGGGGCUUUUAUUACACAAAGCGGUGUUGAUCAGUCUAAUGCAGAAUCUGAUGCAGAGCAGCGUGUUUAUGCAGUAACUGUGAUGCAUGUGUGAUCACACCCAUGAGAUCUCACGUCUCUCUCUGUCGUACUGUAAAUAUGUAGAAUAUGAGGCUGUUGUUACGUUUAGGAACCGUUAAACGGGGGGUGUCAUGUGACCGGUGUGUAUACGUUGUGCUGUAUGUACUGUAUUAUAGGAACCUUUAAUCCACUGAUGUGAUUUUUACUUUUGUGAGUUUUUAAUAUCAUUGUUUUGACUUGAUGCUUUUGCACUUGUUUUUAACCACGAUUAGGUUCGAUUUUGUGUGCAAAACCCUUUGGUUCUGUAUGAAAAUGCUGCAUAAGCCAAAGAUGUGCAUGUCUCCUUCUUGUACGUAUGCAAAUGAGGCAGGAUCGGGCAAAGACGUUGAGAAGCUUACAUGACAACAGGGGGGGAUAUUAAAAGUCAAAUUGAACCUGA